AUGAGAGGAUGGCCUGGUUCGAAACCAGGAUUGGGUGGUUGGGGUGCGUAUAGGAGCGAUGCUGUUGAGUCUUCGGAUGAAGAGACCAUGCGAGUGGAGGGAAUUAAGAAGUCGGAAGGGGCGGAGAGUAAGUUCGAACCGUGGGACGGCUCGGGUCUGAGUCCCCGAGAGGGCGCCCAGAGAUGUGAGAUGGCGAGAUACGAUUACGGAUACUGCCGGCUGAUCGCGGUUAGAGGAUGA
This is a messenger RNA of Knipowitschia caucasica, 240 nucleotides long. The record is from the annotation of a GenBank genome assembly. Lineage: Eukaryota; Metazoa; Chordata; Actinopteri; Gobiiformes; Gobiidae.